This is a messenger RNA of Ilex paraguariensis (yerba mate), 2197 nucleotides long. NCBI's taxonomy places the organism in Eukaryota, Viridiplantae, Streptophyta, Magnoliopsida, Aquifoliales, Aquifoliaceae. The record is from the annotation of a GenBank genome assembly.
AGUGGGUCCGAACGUUUACCACUCCUAGGCGUCACACUUUCUGUUCCGUUGUGUUGAAAUCAGAAUUCCGUUUUAUCUCGAAAACCGUAUUAACCUAUUCUGUUCUAUUUCAGUUUUCUUCCAUAACGAGCUCACUUCAGUUCUCUAGUCGAUUUCUCCAGCGAAGAAGACGACCAACCAAGAGAACCCUAGACACACCACCAUGAACGCUUUGAUCAAUCCCGACCCUGCAAGCUCUUCAAUCCCCAAUAUCAAACCUCGACAAUUCACACAGUCAAAGCUCCAAACCUCACUCCAAAUCCCUUCAAAGCAUGGCGAUCGUUGGACUCGAAGAAAGAAUCGGUUGACUAUCAGAGUUGUUUUAGAUUGGGCGACAACUGACGAAUUAGGGCCACCUGAAUCGGGAAUAGGAAAUCUUGCAAUUUCGUCUUCUUACCGGAGUUUGAAGAAUCCGAAACCGAAUCAGACGGUGUUGGAUGCUCAAGCAAGGGUUUGCACUGGCCCUACUCAGACUAGGCCUCUCACUGAAGAACAAGCUCUCAAGGUUUUGGACACCAUAUUAAAAUCAGCUAAGGGAGAACUCAAGGAUGAACAAGUUUCCAAAGCACAACUUGGGGCCUUUUUUGCAGCCAUGACAAUCCGUGCAAAUGCUUUUCCUGAGGCUACCCAAUGGAGUGAAGGGGAAAGGCAUGCAAUGAAUGUAUAUUGGCCUCGUUUGGUUCGAGCAUUACCCCCAGAUAUAAUUUUUAUAGCUGACCCUGAAGGAUCUAAUAUGGGACUUGGCACUUCAAUUGGGCCCCAAUAUGUUGGCAAUGGCACUUCUGAAAUGAGAUUGGUGGGUGCCCUUAGGGAAGUUUUGGCUGGGGGUCAUCUUGGAUAUGAGGAGGUUCAAGGUGUUUUGAAAGAUGUUCUUCCAUUCGAACUGGAAGAUAGGACAUUGGGGAGUGUAAGUGAGUCACUGCUUGCAGCGCUUUUGAUUGGUCAACGUAUGAACAGGGAGACAGAUCGUGAACUAAAAGCGUACUGCCUUGCCUUCGAUGAUGAACUUGGUUCUGCCCCAGUUGCUGAUGUUAGAUCAUUAACUCAUUAUGGUGAACCUUAUGAUGGAAACACACGAUACUUCAGGAGUACACUAUUUGUAGCUGCUGUUAGAUCCUGCUACGGUGAAUCUUGUUUGCUUCAUGGAGUGGAAUGGAUGCCACCAAAGGGUGGAAUAACUGAAGAACAAAUGCUCAGGUUCAUUGGAGCAAAUACACACUUAUCCCCAUUGCAAGGAAAAAAGCUUCUUGAGGAUGAGGAGGUUGGUUUUGCUUACAUAAGUCAACGUGAAGCUCACCCAUCUCUAUAUUCCUUAAUUGGUUUGAGGGAACAUAUAAAGAAACGUCCCCCACUGGCAACAGCUGAGAAGGUUCAGCAAUUUUUGAGGGCUCGAGGGAGAGAAGCAAUUGUUGCUGGAUUUUAUCAUGAAGGUUAUGAGGAGCCAUUGCUAAUGCUCAUGAGAAGAAGAGGUGUUCAUUCUGGUUUGGUGGUGAAGGGUGAGGAAGGGGCCCUUUCAAUGACGACAAAAUUGCGAUCAGUGAAUGCAUCAAAGGGAGUUCCUGUGAAUUACUGUGCAGGGUUCCGUUCGCUGAGUGUGGUGCCUGCUUGUGAGUUGGAUGGAGUGUCACGUGAGAGCUUCAGUCUUAUGGUGAAUGCCCAUGAAUAUGGAUUUGAUCCCACCGAUACUCCAAGAACUGAUAGAUCCGUUUCAAGGAAUAUAGAGUUGGGUUUAGCAGCACUUCGUGGUGAGAAAGGUCCAGCAUAUGAUCGAAUAGUCUUAAAUGCUGGAAUGGUUGAUCACUUGCUGGGAUGUGAUGGUGCUGAAGAUAUAUCGUCAGCCUUGGAUAGAGCUAGAGAGGCCAUUGACAGUGGCAAGGCCUUAAACAGGCUCAUAAAUUAUAUAAAGAUAUCUCACAAAGUAUAGUGAAAAAGUAGGUCUUGGUGGUGCCGACUUGUCUUUUUAGUCCACUUUUGUGAUUUGAUAUAUUAGUGAACAAAGCAAUAGAACUCUUGGGGGGGUUUUUUUUUUUUUGGUAAGUCGAGCUUCUUUCUUUUGUUUGUUGUGCACGUGUUAGGGGCUUGACAUACCCUGAAAUCAGGAAUUUUGUUUAUCUUAUAACAAUUUGUUGUACCUUAGCUAAAGUGGAAUAAAGGGUGG